CCUAGAGAUGCUCAACUUCACCCUGAUAAACGGCAAGGCCGUAAGGAUAAUGUACUCACACCGGGAUCCAAGUCUUCGCAAGAGUGGAACGGCGAACAUAUUCAUUAAGAACUUGGACAAGUCCAUUGACAACAAGGCACUGCAUGACACAUUUUCAGCUUUUGGCAGCAUCCUUUCGUGCAAAGUCGCAACAGAUUCGUCGGGCCAGUCAAAAGGUUACGGUUUCGUGCAGUUUGAACAGGAUGACGCUGCACAAAUGGCUAUUGAUAGAGUGAAUGGGAUGCUCAUGGCAGACAAGCAAGUAUACGUGGGGCCCUUUGUUAGACGGCAGGAGCGGGAUCAGGCUAGCAGUGCUACGAAGUUCAAUAAUGUCUAUGUGAAGAACUUGGCAGAGAGUGUGACUGAUGAGGAGCUCAGGAAAACAUUCGGUGUUUAUGGUCCGAUAACUAGCGCAGUUGUUAUGAGAGAUGCAGAAGGGAGGUCGAAGUGCUUCGGCUUCGUAAAUUUUGAGAAUUCGGAAGAUGCUGCGAGGGCAGUCGACGGUUUGAACGGGAAAACUAUUGAUGGGAAAGAGUGGUAUGUGGGGAGAGCCCAGAAGAAGAGCGAAAGAGAAGCAGAGUUGAGACUGAAAUUCGAGCAGGAACGGAAAGAGAGGAUGGACAAAUACCAAGGUGCCAAUUUGUAUUUGAAGAAUCUGGAUGAUGCAAUUGACGAUGAGAAGUUGAGGGAACUCUUCUCUGAGUUUGGGACGAUCACAUCCUGCAAGGUCAUGAGGGACCCUGCAGGUCAGAGCAGAGGCUCAGGUUUUGUUGCUUUUGCCUCUCCCGAGGAGGCAACACGAGCGGUUACGGAAAUGAAUGGCCGAAUGAUUCGCAGUAAGCCACUGUAUGUGGCACUGGCCCAGAGGAAGGAGGAGAGGAAAGCAAGGUUGCAGGCCCAAUUUUCUUCCCAGAGACUGAACACUGGAGUCGCAACUGUUCCUGCCAAUGUGCAGCUUUAUCAUCCUGCUGCUCCGGGAAUGGGCCAGCAGAUAUUCUAUGGCCAACCGCAUCCAGGUCUCAUGCCUCAGCCAAAUGUAGGGUUUGGUUACCAGCAACAGGUCCUGGCAGCGAGCAUAAGGCCUGGUGUGCAGGUUCAAAACUAUUUCGUCCCUGUAAUGCAGCAUGCUGGCUUUACUGGUGCUAUGAACCUGCAGAGGCAACCAGGACAAGCGCAACGUGCAGCAGGCCGACGAGGAACUAAUGCACAGCAACCACAGUCACAAAAUGCACAGCAACAGUUUGUGCAGAGGGGAGGGAAUAGAGCUUUCCGUUACACUGUAAACGCACGGAACACUGGAAUGGUAGCAGUUGAUCCUACUGCAACGGUCCCCCCCCAAGGAGUUCCCGUUGGUCCUAUGCUCCCAGUACCAGUGGACAUGGGUGUGCCAAUUCCGACGCCAGAGCCAGCUGCCUCAUCAAUCAGCGCCCUUGCAAGCGCACUGGCAUCAGCCCCGUCAGAACAACAGCGAACGAUGCUUGGAGAGUCUCUGUACCCCCUGGUGGAGCGGUUAGAGCACGAUCAUGCAGGAAAGGUUACCGGGAUGCUCCUGGAAAUGGAUCAGACGGAGGUGUUGCACUUGAUUGAAUCGCCGGAAGCACUUCAGUCGAAGGUUUCAGAAGCAAUGGAGGUCUUGAAGAUGGCGCAGGCACAAAUUCAAUCGCCUCCAACUGACGAGUUAUCAGCACUUCAUAUUGGUGAUGGACAAUCGGUGUGAUGCAGGGCCCACCCAGCCCAGGCUUAUGCCUGAAUGGGUAGGGUACAGUGGCCACAAGGAGUUCAAAGUAGAGUAAUAAAAGUGGGUAUGCUCCGGCAUUGGUGGGAAGCCAAGAAAGAGGCAGCAGGCUGUCGCUGUCAAGCCAUUCUCUCGCAACUGACAUCCGGUAACCUUGUCUCUGGUUAACUUUUUGAGCCAAGGGUGAGGGGGGGGGGGGAAGAGAGAGAGAGAGAGAGAAGGCAGAUGAUGAUGAUUGGUGGCUCAGGAGAUGAGAGUGAGAGAAUCGGAGGGAGACUUGCUUUUGAACUGCUUUGAUUGUUGUGCAUGCCAUGCCGAUCAGUGGCCAUGCCACAGGGUUUUGCUGUAUGGAUAUUCGUAUAUGUGUACUCUCAUAUGCAGGCUCCGCAUUCGAUUGAGCGAGUGAAUGGAAGUUUACCUGAGAGCAAAGGCAGUUAUGCGUGCAACUAACUGCCAAUUGAUCAGACCCCUUCAACAGAGGUGCGAGUGAUAUAGUGGGGUACGAAGUUCAGGGGCCUUUUGGUGUGGUCAGACUUUAUUGACAAUGUACACGACUCUUGAUUGACUAGGAUUGAUUGCGUGCUAUUGUAGAGGCACCUAUGUUCAGCCAGGCCAUGUACAUCGGGUUGGCCUGUAUGGAAUGCAAUUCAGAUGCCGCCAGCCGGAUGUGUGACAUUCAGAUGAUAUCAGACUUGGUUUGUGAUGUGUCUUGAGUGCUGGCUGUUCUCUUCCACGAAUUGUGUGUAUCUGCACAAGCUCAAUCUUCGUGGUGCUGGAAAUCCAUUUUCUCGCCGUCUUCUCUCUUUGCUUCACCUGUGGUUCCUUAUGCGUCUGCCUGCAACAGUUUUGCCAUCUCAACUGUCUGCCUGCAAGUUUGUCGUUCUACCCACCUAAGAGGGUAAGAGACUUUCCUCUCUCACCACGAAUUUCCCUUUGUGCUUCCUCCUCCCUUUCUGCUUCCUCCUCUCUUUAUGCUUCCUCCUCCUGUGCUAUCUUCGUCACCCUAGUGCUCCUCACUCAUGUGUCUGCCUGCCAGGUAUGGCAUCCGAGCUACCUGCCUGGGAGUUUGUCAUUCUACUGACCUGGGAAUCUAAGAGAGAGUCUUUAAUCUUUCGCCACGAAUUUUUUCCCCUGCGAUGAGGCUCUUCCUCCAUACUUCCUCUGCUCUCUUCGCCACCCUAUUCCUCCUCACGUAUGUGUCUGUCUGCAAUAGUUUUGGCGUCAGAACUACCCUACCCGCCUGCGAGUUCGGCGCUCUGGCCACUUAAGAGGCUAAGAGAGAGUAGUCUUGAAUCUGUCACCACGAAUUUUCCCAUAACGCUUCCUCCUCCGCAUUUCCUCUGCUCUCUUCGCAACCCUAUUCCUCCUCCUCACAAGUGCCAUCACCCCUACGUGCAAUUGCACGCUUCAUCAAGAAACUGCUUUAUGGUAAUUUUCUGUGGUUCACAUUUGGCUUAGGGAUUGGCAGGAACAGCUGGUUAGGUGAGUGUGAGCUCUACUGUUAAUCAUUGGCACUGUACUCCGACAAUAUGUCAUCACACGUCAACAAACGAAUACUGAAAUGCCGAUGAAGCUCUGUCACAGGCAUGUGUACCACAAGGUCUAGUUAGCGCUUGGGUAUUCCCGAGAGUCUCUGAGAUGCGUUGCAUUUUACCAAUUUUGCCCGGUGGUGUGUGUGUGGUUUGUCGUUUCGUUUUGAUGGUGUUAUCAACUUAUCGUCUGUCUUGGUUCCCCAGACUGGGUAUUCACGAGACUCUGUGAGAUGCGUUGCAUUUUGACAAUUUUGCCCGGAGGUGUGCGCUUUUUGCCCGGUGGUGUGUGUGGUUUGUCGUUUCGUUUUGAUGGCGUUAUCGUCUCUCUUGGUUCCCCAGACUGGGUAUUGACGAGACUCUCUGAGAUGCGUUGCAUUUUGUCA
Molecule: messenger RNA, 3689 nt
Organism: Chara braunii
Lineage: Eukaryota; Viridiplantae; Streptophyta; Charophyceae; Charales; Characeae
Source: the annotation of a GenBank genome assembly